This is a messenger RNA of Hibiscus syriacus, 743 nucleotides long. RefSeq names its product transcription repressor OFP6-like. The record is from RefSeq and is a predicted model, not a curated record. Gene Ontology annotation, biological process: negative regulation of DNA-templated transcription. The coding region runs from base 86 to 658 and encodes 190 amino acids. Lineage: Eukaryota; Viridiplantae; Streptophyta; Magnoliopsida; Malvales; Malvaceae. The transcript has a single exon.
GUCAGUCAUUUUCUUCUUCAACCUCUCUCUCUUUUAUCUCUUCAACCUUAAAACCCUAAAGAUUUUCCAUUUUCUUUCUGGUGCAAUGUUUAGCAACAAAAAGAAGCUGGCACUUAACACAGUUUCAGUAAGCUUAGGUUGCAGCGGCUGCAAGAAAUCCAAGCUCACCAGCUUUUUCAACCCCAAACCCAAAUCAAAGUCGAAAUCGAAAGCCCAUUCUCUUUACACCUACUCAUCGUCUUCAAGCUCUUCCAAGAAAGCAACCCAUUGUUAUUUCUCCGAGACCGCCACCUCUUUUUCUCCCAGCACUGACACGCCUCCAUGCUCGGACGUGGACACCAAGUGUUCCAUGGCGACUUUACGAGGUUUUGGCCGUGUCGGAGGAGAGAGCAUGGCGGUGGAGAAAGACUCCGACGACCCUUACUUGGAUUUCAGGCACUCCAUGUUGCAGAUGAUAUUGGAGAAAGAGAUAUAUUCCAAAGAUGACUUGAGGGAGCUUCUCAACUGUUUCCUGCAGCUGAAUUCGCCAUAUUAUCAUGGGGUUAUUAUUAGAGCUUUCACGGAGAUCUGGAAUGUGAUUUUCUCCGUCAAGAAUGGUGGUGGCGCCGCCGGUUCGUCACCGAAGCUGCAUUUUGGGUUCGGGCCACGUGACUUGUAGGUGCAGCUGCUGCCACGUUUAUCUAUGCUUGGAUUACAGUGUAGUGGAUUAAUAUCAUAUAUUAUAUAUAUAUAUAUAUAAUAAA